UUCAACAGUUCGGAAGACUCGCACGCCAGCGUGAACAUCGAAUUGAACUGCGUUCUUUGUUAAAAAAGAAAAAGAAAAAAAAAGAAAGAAACAUUUUUUUAUUCUUUUGAUUAUAUUGUCAAUCUAUUGUGUGAAAAUGGUUUGUAAAAAUGAAUUUAAUAAAGAUCACUUUGCAAAAAGAUGUAGCAAAAGAUCUACCCGAGUGAGAAUGAUGGGUUGAAAUUUUGUCACUAUUUCGAAGGUCAAAGAAUGCGACUAAAACAUUUGUUAUAUUCGAAAGUACCACAUAUUUACAAAGAUCAACGACUUUCUCCGCACCUCGGCAUGAUGGCUUGAAUAUUUUAUACUACUUCGAAUAGCUUUCUUUUGUUGCUUAAACAAUAGUCAAACAGAACUUUUACGGUUCGUUUAACUCCAUUUGAUUGGCUUAAUUUAAACAAUAAGGUUUUAAACACGUGAUACUUUCAAGUAAAUAUUGUAUAAAUUUUCUUGUUAUCUCAUGUCCACUUUUGUUCUCUGCUACAUAAGAAACACUCUUUCUUAUAUUGAUAUCUCCAAAAAGUUGCGGGCAACUUUCAUGUGGAUUUAUCUACACAAAGAGUGUUCAGAAACUGGAUUUCUUAUUGUAGUGAAUUAAAUAAUUUGUUCAAGCAGUCAGUUAAAAUGAGAUGUACAUGCAGCAUACGUCGUAGUUACAGAAAUUUAAACACUUCCCGAGGUAGCAUUCCAGACGAGGUAAAUUGUUCAUUUACCAAAGAAUCAAACGAAAAUCUAUUUAAUGGCGAAAAGAGUAUACGGUUAGAAGUCGGAAAAUAUUUAGGAUCGGGUGGAUUUGGUGAAGUUUUUGAGGGACGCUGUUUUGGUCGCAAAAUCGCAUUGAAGAGAUUUCAUAAAAACCUCAAAAAUCCUCACGCGGUUAGCGAAUCAUUUCAAGCAGAGAGAGCUGUAAUGACACUGUCUCACCGCAACGUUGUGCGUAUUCUUGCAACCACCAAUCAAAGUAUAGAACUUAAGCGCGAUAGACUUGUUUUAAUGGAAUUUGCUGGAAAAAAUAACUUACUAACAAUAAUUAAUGACGAUAAAGAAAAUAUAACACCAUUUCUUAGAAUGAGAUUUGCUUCUGAUAUUGCUUGUGCUCUGAACUAUAUUCACAAGCAAAAUAUUGCUCAUUUAGACGUUAAACCUGCAAAUAUUAUGGUAACUUACAAAAAUACUUGUAAGCUCGGAGAUUUUGGGUGUUCAAAAGUAUUAGCAGAAAAUGGACAAUCAUCACCCACAACUCCUACAAACUCAUAUUUAACUGGUACCUUAGCUUACAGAAGUCCUGAAUUACUCAAAGGUGAAUUUCCAACAUGUAAGGCAGAUAUGUAUUCAUAUGGUAUAUGUUUGUGGCAGCUUCUUACUCGCGAAAAGCCGUAUGGAAAUGAAAACAUGUACGUUGUGAUUUUCGGAGUAGUUUCUUACCAUUUGAGACCAGAUAUCACAGAGAAAAUGGAAUGCGAGAACAGUGCCUAUUUACAACUUGUUAAAUCGUUAUGGAGAGCCGAUCCGCUAGAAAGACCUUCAGCAAAAGAAGUUAUUGUAAAAUUAAGAAAUUUAAGGACAUGCCAAUCUCCUUGCCUAACCAAUCAAAUAAAGGCACGAUGGAGGGUUUGACAGUUUUUUCAACUUAAUAUUUUUUUAAUAACUAAAAUUAAUGAAUAAAUUAUUUAUCUCGUUUAAUAGAUUCAAAAACAAAACAAAAAUAACAAUAAUAAAAUAAAAAAUAAAAUUUAGAACAUUUAGAAAUUAGUUUAAUAUAAUUAAAAAAUAACUUUAAAAAACUUGUAGAAUAUUUUUUGUUUCAUAACGUUUUAAAAACUGAUAACUUUAUAUUAAACAUAUACAUUUCAAACAGUUUUAUGAGAUAGCAGCAUAUUGGAUUUUAUCUCAAAGCAAGAUUCUUUCUUAUUUUAAAAAAGUCAUAUCAAAACCGUGUUUGUAAAAAUGUUCCUUUUAUUGUAAUAUGUUUUUUUAACUAAAUGUAAAUUUUUGUACUUUUUACUGGAUACAAAUUUCUAUGACGAAUUUCUAAUAUGUAUUACUUCGAUUUAAUGUAUAUAACAGUUUAGUAUUGACAAAAAAAUAUAAUAAUUAAAUGAACAUUGUAGUUUGAUAAA
Messenger RNA from Hydra vulgaris (swiftwater hydra), 2159 nucleotides. RefSeq names its product serine/threonine-protein kinase mos. The record is from RefSeq and is a predicted model, not a curated record. Gene Ontology annotation, biological process: protein phosphorylation; signal transduction; negative regulation of metaphase/anaphase transition of meiotic cell cycle. Gene Ontology annotation, cellular component: cytoplasm. Gene Ontology annotation, molecular function: protein kinase activity; ATP binding. NCBI's taxonomy places the organism in Eukaryota, Metazoa, Cnidaria, Hydrozoa, Anthoathecata, Hydridae.